GGAGCGCCGGGGCGAGGGAUGCAAGCGCUGCAGAGAGCGACGAGGGUGGCCCUUUCGGACGCGCAGAGCAGCCCCCACGGACAAGAGCACUGCAGCGGCACAGACAGAAAUCCGCCGUGCAUUUGAAGGUGCUGGGGGUUAGGGAAGAAGGCCGAUUGCGCGCGUUUGAGGUUUGAGGUUUGAGGUUUCGGGCAAUCGGUGGUGGCAGAGGAAUGACGGACAAGAGCGAGGAAUUUCGCUGCAGCUGGAGGUGAAAGGAGAUGAUCAAGCGGAGAGCUGGAGGAGGAGGAGGAGGUGAUAGAUGAUGUCGCAGGACGAAGCGGGAAUUUUCUGCGUUUGACUUCGCCUGCGUGUCCGUGGGCACAGAGAUGGCGGUUGUUGCUACGAGCGAGCUGCUGCGCUUGCACGACUCGAUCACCUGCUCGCCGCAUGCUUCGUCCCGUGAUGGCUCUUCCGGUGUUGUGAAGAGCUUGAGGCGAAGUUCUGGGACCAGCAGGAAGCGAGUUACUCUCAAGCAACAGAGAGCUUUUGGACCUAAUUCUUCUCGGUUUAGCGUAGAAACUACUUGUGCACCUUCGAGCAUUUCUUACAGCCCCUGUCGAAGGCCAUCCAGGUUGUCGGCCUUUGAUCGAAUUCAAAAUUUGCCUGUCACUGCUGCAUCUGCCGGGGAGAAAAGGACAUUUUUACGACAGUCCAUUCAAGCCAAUGCUACCAUUGUGACCACCGAGAGCUGGGUAGGGAGCGAUGAAGCAGUGGCUACUGCCGCAGCCGAGGAAGCCAUGGCUCUCGCAAGAGCUGCUGCAAAGGCCGCCAGGGAUGCAGCUGCUUACGCCGAAGCCCAGGCUUUAGCAGAAUCCUUCGAUGAUUUUCCCACAGAGCAGGAUUUGCUGCUUUUGGAGAGGGCUAGGCUUAAUGAAAUGGCCAAAGGUGGCUCGGUACUAACGAUGGAGUCUGCCGAUCUUCUAGAUGUGGGUGCCGACACCGAACAAAUCACUAGUCUUUGGAAAGAAUUAAACUUUGCACCCAGCGAAUUAGAUUUAGGGUCAAAUUCAGGCUUUACAUCAGAAGAGGCCCAAGCCGGAAGGCUUUGUGACGAUCCACAGUCCUCCGAAUAUGAAAGAGACGGUAGGAGCUACAACAUAGCUGUCAGGUCAAACCGUCGGCGAGAGAGGCUAUUAAAGAGAGAGCGGGCUCUAGUGAAGGCUGACAAAGCUGCAACUGCCCCUCCCACUACAUCAAAAGCAAAGAAGUCACAGCCUGCAUACGAUCCUCAAGACCCUGUCCGGGCCUAUCUGAGGGACAUUGGCAAAACAAAGCUUCUCACCUCCUCCGAAGAGAUCGAGCUCGCCGAGGGAAUACAGGAUUUGUUAAGGGUAGAGAGUGUGAAGAAUGAUUUACGAGAGCAAAUGGGACGAGAGCCAACUCUGAUGGAGUGGGCCAAGGCUGUCGGAACCGAGCGGCACUCACUUGAGUCACGAAUUAAAUCAGGACAAGCAUGCAAGGACAGGAUGGUGAAUUCCAACUUACGUCUGGUGGUUUCGAUUGCGAAGAGAUACCAGGGCAGGGGGAUGACCAUCCAGGAUCUCAUCCAGGAGGGAAGCAUGGGUCUGAUUCGAGGUGCAGAAAAGUUCGAUCACACCAGAGGGUUUAAGUUCUCAACUUACGCUCACUGGUGGAUUCGACAAGCCAUCACGAGAGCUAUCGCUGAUCAGUCGAGAACCAUUCGCCUUCCUGUACAUGUCUACGAGUUGUUGUCUCGAAUUACCAAAGCAAAGAGCAUGUUAGCCGCAGAACACGGACGGGCGCCUAGGGAUGAAGAAGUUGCCGAGUUGGUCGGCCUGAGUAUUGAGAAGUUGAAAAUGGUGAUUAAAUCAGCGAGGUCACCGAAAUCUAUGGAAUUUCCAGUUGGAAAGAACAAUGAUACCACUCUUGGGGAAGUUAUACCAGAUAAAGACAUUGACUCUCCGGAGGAGGCUAUCUCUAAGAGGCUGCUUAAGCAGGACUUAGAUGUCGUUUUGCACACACUAAGUCCACGUGAAAGGGAUGUACUGAGACUGCGAUAUGGUUUGGAUGAUGGUAGGAUGAGGACUCUUGAAGAAAUAGGAAAUGUUUUUAAAGUAACCAGGGAACGUAUUCGACAAAUUGAAGCCAAAGCUUUGAGGAAGCUUCGGCAGCCUAGUAGGAACACUGCAUUGCGCGAGUAUCUCGAUCUAUAGCCUAAUUCGUCAUAUUCAUUCCUGCGAGAUUCUCCCUUGUGUUUCGGAUGGAGAGCUGAGUCGGUACCAUGAUACAAGGCAGAAUUUCGCAGUUCACAUUUAAACGGUCUACCAAUUUCUGUGUACAAAGAGUUUGUGCUACUAUAGGAGCUGUAAUCACUCCACUUCCAUGGAGCUUUGUUGAACCCAGAGCUCAGUAAAGGAUCAGUUAUUUUGUGUUC
Molecule: messenger RNA, 2437 nt
Organism: Marchantia polymorpha subsp. ruderalis
Lineage: Eukaryota; Viridiplantae; Streptophyta; Marchantiopsida; Marchantiales; Marchantiaceae
Source: the annotation of a GenBank genome assembly